Messenger RNA from Scleropages formosus (Asian bonytongue), 772 nucleotides. RefSeq names its product zinc finger protein 185-like. NCBI's taxonomy places the organism in Eukaryota, Metazoa, Chordata, Actinopteri, Osteoglossiformes, Osteoglossidae. The transcript has 8 exons. The record is from RefSeq and is a predicted model, not a curated record. Bases 62 to 520 code for a protein of 152 amino acids.
UAGAUCUUUAAAAAAUAACUCCCCGUGGAGCAAAUGGACAUCACCCACCGUAGCAGACCACAUGGAGCCAAAGACUGACAGCUCGUCCCCGUCCACAAUGGACAGCCCUCCCAUCAGCAGGACUGUGGAAACUGUCAGCCAGGAGAUAAACUCACCUGACUCUGAGUCCAAGAAGGGCUUCGUGUUCGUCAAGGAGUACGUCAACGCGUCGGCCGUGUCCCUGCAGAACACGGGACUCCCUUUCAAUGAGCAACUCUCGUCCGACUACGUGUACUCGACUUCGUCCAGCUACUCGUACAGCAGCCCUUCCACUUACUCUGGGAACAUGAGCGCCUGCACAUACUGCGGGAAGGCGGUGGGAAGCGAAAACAAGAUCACCAUCGAGCAUCUCAACAUCUUGUGCCAUCCGACCUGCUUCAAGUGUGGCGUGUGCAGCAAGCCCAUGGGAGACCUGCUAUACAGCAUGUUCUUGCACAAGGGGGUGGUCCACUGCGAGAGCUGCUACUCCAAUGCCCUUUAGGAAAUAAAACAGAGGCCAUGAUGGACAGUGAUGUGACUCUGGACCCUUUCCAGCUCAAAGACUGGGGGGGGAAAUUACAUAUUUUAAUGCACCAAAAUGCCUUAUUAUCAUGAUGCCUUAUUUUUGUCAAUUAAAGUGAUAAAUGUGAAUUUGAUAAUGGGCCAGGAACAACUUUGGCAGAAAUUCCAAGGUGUGAGCUUCUCCAGAACUUUUGGGUGAGACUGAUGAUGUAUCACAUUAAAAAAAAAAAAA